AUGCUGGCCGACAGCCUCGUGGAGGAGUUCGAGAUCCGCGAGGAUGAGCCCUGGUACGACCAGCAGGACCUGCAGCAAGACCUCCACCUCGCUGCUGAGCUUGGGAAGACRCUACUAGAUCGUAACACGGAGCUAGAAGAAUCUUUACAGCAAAUGUAUGCAACGAAUCAAGAGCAACUGCAGGAGAUAGAGUACCUCACAAAGCAAGUGGAUCUCUUGCGUCAGAUGAAUGAUCAGCAUGCAAAGGUAUACGAACAGCUGGAUGUCACUGCAAGAGAACUGGAGGACACAAAUCAAAAACUAGUUGCAGAGAGCAAAGCAUCACAACAAAAGAUACUAAGCUUGACAGAGACAAUUGAAAGUCUACAAACACACAUAGAUGACCUGCAAAGACAAGUAGAAGAACUUAAGAAGUCUGGACGAGCCCGGACGAGCCAUGAGAGAUCGGACCAGCCAAGAUCAAUGCAUAGUUUCUCAUGUUUGAAGGAGCUCUAUGACCUUCGCCAGUAUUUUGUUUAUGAUCAUGUGUUUGCAGAAAAAAUUACUUCAAUGGAUAAUCAGCUAAGCCCUCUAGAAGAAGAAAAUGAGAGUUUAAAAAAAGCAGUGACAGUUUUGCAAGCCCAACUCAGCCUAGAGAAAGAGAAGAGGGUAACAAUGGAAGAGGAAUACAGUCUCGUGGUAAAAGAAAACUGUGACCUUGAACAGAGGCUAGUUGACAUAGACUUAUAUCGGGCUCGUGCAGAGGAGCUGGAAGUGGAAGUUGCUGAAAUGCGACAAAUACUUCAGUCUGAAAACACCUUCCAUAAUGCAGAGAAAUUGGUGCCAGAAUCCUUUUUUAUAUCUUUCAAAGAAUCCUUAGAAAGGGAGCUUGGUCAGAGCCCUGUGGAUGAUGGACUUCUGAGUGUCUCGGAGCUUGACAAGAAGGCCCUGAAAAGGAGCAACAGUGAAACUUUCCUGAGCAGUGCUGCAGGAGGAGACAUUCUGAGGGGCCACGAGGAAACCUGUAUCAGGAGAGCUGAGGCUGUGAAGCAGCGAGGCAUCUCUGUACUCAAUGAAGUUGAUGCCCAGUAUAAUGCUCUGAAGGUGAAAUAUGAGGAACUUUUGAAGAGGUGUCAGCUGGACGAAGACUCUGUGAAACACAAGGCUGUGCAAACACUGAAGCAGUAUUCCAAAGACCUUAACGUGGCGAACACCCAGUACGAUCUUGCCGCUAGCAAUCAAGAAGUUACCAGUGUGGAACUCAGUGACUCUCCCACAAAUGCCCUUCCUGAAUAUAAAGCGCUCUUCAAGGAAAUUUUUAGCUGUAUCAAAAAAACAAAAGAAGAAAUUGAUGAACACAGAGCUAAGUACAAGUCUCUCUCUUCUCAGCCAUAACACYGUAUGUGCUGAUGACCCAUUCUCUGUAGAUGACUAAAUUUGUUAUCAAAAAGGGGAGAAAAAACUUCACCAAUGUCACAAGCUCCCUUAUUGAUUGUAUUUUCGAACACUCAAACUGAAUGUUUUGGUUUGUAAAUAUGUAGUUAAUAAGCUCAUUAUUUAAGGGCUAGUCACUCUAUACCUAUGUAACAGUAGAUUUAAUGUUUAGCAUGACCCACAAGCUAAAGAUUGUAAAGCAAACCAACAUCAUAGCUUUAUUUUCAUACUAGACUUAAUCUCUGGCCACAGCAGUAACUGAUUAUCUUAUUCAGUCCACUUCAGAAAAUGACAGAUCUAAGAAAUCUGUCCUGUUCCUCUCACAAGAAAUUGGACUAAAGCUUUCAGUCACAGGUGAUGCCCUUGUAAGUUGGUGUAGAAAAUAAACAAAAAUGGCCCCCCAGAACACUAUUACAGGCAGCCUCUCCUUGAUUUUUGAGUAUGAAGUUAGCGGUCUAAGUCUAGCUGAGCUUGCGUUGACAGAGAGGGUGAGAGCUGGUGCAGCACCCUGUGCUGUGCCCAGGUUAAGCUGAUACCACAUAUGCACAUGCACUGAGCUCUCCCAUGGGUUAUUAUAGAUGUCUUCCUACUAAGAAAAGGAUUUGAUGUGAAGCUUGUGUGAUUCUUUAGAUAUGGUUUGUUAUUUAGGGCACUUUGUCUUAAGGCAAGAUACUGUGAAUUGAUUCUGUAUGUUAYCUGGGAUUAAUUGUUCUCUUUUGGUGGUAUACCUGCAAAGUACAGUGGUGGUUUUGUGUAUUUGGUAAGAUAGAAAGAUGGAAUUUAGCUAUUUAACUUUAGCAGUAGUGUUGACAGAGUAGAAUAGCUUUUUAGCUUACAUACCACAGACUCCAAGUGCUUAAAGGUGAUAGGUAGGGUAGAGCUUUAUGAUGGUCUGUGCGUGGCUGCAGCUUGAGCUGCUGUAGCCCUGGCACGUGCUGUUUGGGGAAGAGGCUGCCCCGACUCUGCCAGGACAAACCCUGCUGCAACAGGGGCCUGCUAUCGUUCUUCUCCUCUACUCACUAGUAAUACCCUGUAGGAAUUCAAAUUCUGAAAAACAAAGAAUGUAGAGAAGUGGUUUCUUUAAAAUGGUUUAAAAUAUGGAAAAGAAAGGCCAGGAGAUUAAGGAAGGGAGGCACCCAGAAAGGUGACAUCCCUCUUACAAUGGUCUCCUAACUCAAUUUUGUCAGCUGUUGAGGGAAAGCGACUUACUGCUUGUCUGCUUGAGUUGCUGCAAUGUACUAGACAGUUGACACGGUGUUGACAACUUCUCAGCUUUAGUUCAACUGCUGCUAUUACAGUUUUGUCUGCCUUAUGUACACUGUUGAGCUUUGUACAGUUGUCCUUCAGUUGCAGUAUUAAGACUUCGUGUUGUGAAAAUUUACCAAAACAUGUAUUGCAUUCUAAAAAUCUAUUUAAAAAUGGGAAUUGAUUCUGUGAGUGUAUUAUUUUCUAAGCAAAUAAGUAAUCCAGUCAAGCUACUAAUGUGUAGGCUACUAAUUAUGCAUUAUCUAUGCAGAUCAGGAAAGAGUAGACUUGGUGCAGAUGGCACCUUCAUUAUCUACAGUUGCCAUCUCUCCCAGCUAGCUCAGAUAGAGUUCCCAUUAAAUUUGUAUUUUAAAAGUUACACUAAAUGGGAAAGGAUAGGCUCCCUGGUGUAGAAAGCUAGAGGGAACUAACUACUUUCUCCUUUUGGGGUGUUAGGAUAGUUCUUGGUGUAUGUUUUUCUUUCUUAAGUUUUCCAGUGYCCCCGGGUUAGGUAUGGAGGCAGUGGAUCCUCCUCACCUGCAGCUGGACUUCUGCCCCAGCUCRGAGCCUGCAGAGCAGGGACCCUCCAUGAAAGCUGCGAUCCUGGUAGUCACCAGCUCUCUAUUACUAUGUUUAAGAGGAUGGAGAUCCGAGCCUGUUGUACCAGAAGAUAGGUGCAUGCAAUUAAAGAUUGCAGAAUAAAUGCUGGAUCUUCAGUGGCUUAAUACUGUUGAUGAAUUUACUGCAUUUUUUAUGUAUACAGCUUUUGCCUUUUUAAAGUAUUCAAACUGUUCUCAGAUUUCCUUAGAAGCACUUGAUUUUCUUGUAAUAUAACUUGCCAGCUGUGCAAUGGCUAAGUUCCAGCUUUAACACUUUUUAACACUUACCUGUAUAUGUCAUGCACUAGAACAAGCCCAAGGUUGAGUUCCUCCCUAAACUCUGAGUGUGGCUGUGCCAGGGUGCAAGCUUUCUGUGCACAGCUGUAGAGAGCUGGGUGGCCCCUCAGCUGUGCUGGGCAAGUCCCCGCCCUGGGGCCAUGGAGCAAACCAGGACAAGGGCAGCAAAGGCUGCCUGAACUUCACCCCUCCCACUUGCACUGCUGUAGCAACUGAACUGCUGUAGAGCAUUAGCAAGCAAGUUAGAGGUUUAGCUGUUUAAACACUGAGUACAUCUCUCACAGGAAGUGUGAAAUGCUAUUAAGAACAGCAGCAAUCCAUAUUCUUUGCCAAUCUUAUGUAACUUAGCUACCUUAAUUCCCUUAUUUCAGUCAACAAUUCCAUUCAGCCUCUUCUGAAAAUAAACAGAAGGUAGUAGAAUCUAUUAUAGCUUCUCUCAUAUGAUUGAAAAUAUACUCAGCAAAACCCAUGAGCUGUGGAGUAACUCUGUCCUACAAUUAUUACAAUAUUUGAUUCCUUACCGUAUUAUAACUGAACUUAUAAAAUGACAACCUUCUCAGAUAAGAAAAACAAUAUUACUAUACUUUAUGCAACAGGUCCCUAUUGAGAUAACCAUUUCUAGGCACCUCCAAAAAAAUUAUAUAAGCAGAAUAAUUUAAAAUAAAACAGUUUAAGAGGUGGCUUAUUCUGUACUGUACCUCUACUACAUCUUUCCUGAGCUGUCCUUCCAUUACAAGCCUCCUUGCUGAAGGGCUAGGACAGCUUU
Nothoprocta perdicaria is the source of this 4320-nucleotide messenger RNA. It is a transcript of the gene CDR2, whose product is annotated as cerebellar degeneration related protein 2. Lineage: Eukaryota; Metazoa; Chordata; Aves; Tinamiformes; Tinamidae. The record is from RefSeq and is a predicted model, not a curated record. The transcript has 5 exons. The coding region runs from base 1 to 1374 and encodes 457 amino acids.